UGGGGCGGCGCCCAGCCCCUGCCGCCGCUGCGAAGGCACCUCGCGUUCACGUCGACGAAGCCGCCUUUCGUCCCUCACGACGAUUAUCACCGAUUCUCCGCCGAUGCUCGGAAAUCCGCCGAUCAAGAGCCCGAGGCUAUUGUUGUCCGAUCUCCGCAAAUAAAGCGGAAGAACACUAUAGAGAACAAUGAAGCUGAUCAUAGUGAUUGGACUAGCAGUCCUGGAUAUACCAAUGUUGUUAACAGUCCUAUGCAAACUCCUGUUUCGGCUAAAGGAGGAAGAGCAUACAAUAGGUCAAAGGGUUCUAAAGGCAACAGAUCUGCGCCUCAGACUCCUGUGUCAAAUGCUGGUUCUCCUUCUCCUUUAACUCCAGCUGGAAGCUGUCGCUAUGAUAGUUCUCUUGGUCUUUUGACAAAAAAGUUUAUCAAUUUAAUUAAGCAUGCAGAAGAUGGUGUUCUUGACCUAAAUAAAGCGGCAGAAACUUUGGAGGUGCAAAAGAGGCGGAUAUAUGACAUAACAAAUGUUUUGGAAGGCAUAGGUCUCAUUGAGAAGAAGCUAAAGAACAGAAUACGUUGGAAGGGACUUGACGCUUCAGGGCCAGGGGAGGGUGAUGGUGACAUUUCUCUAUUACAGGCCGAAGUUGAAGACCUUUCAAUGGAAGAGCGCAGAUUAGAUGAUCGAAUAAGAGAGAUGCAGGAGAGGUUAAGGGACCUAAGCGAAAAUGAAAACAACCAAAAGUCGCUUUUUGUGACUGAAGAUGACAUUAAGAGCCUGCCAUGCUUCCAAAAUGAAACCCUUAUAGCAAUUAAAGCUCCGCAUGGGACAACCCUGGAAGUUCCGGAUCCUGAUGAAGCUGUUGACUAUCUGCAGAGGAGAUACAGAAUAAUUCUCAGAAGCACAAUGGGUCCCAUUGAUGUCUAUCUUGUUAGUCAAUUUGAGGAGAAGUUUGAGGAGAUGAAUGGCGCUGAGCCACCUGUGAACUUUCCACUUGCUUCUUGUUCGGGAUCUAGUGAACCUACAGUGACAGAAGUGGUGACCGAGGAGAGCACCAGAAAGGAAGUUGAACCUCAGGCGCAAAGUCAUCACAUGUGUGCUGAUGUUAACGCUUCACAGGAUUAUGGUGGGGGAAUGAUGAAGAUUGUUCCUUCUGAUGUUGAUAACGAUGCAGACUACUGGCUUCUAUCUGAUGCUGAAGUUAGCAUUACAGAUAUGUGGAGAACAGAUUCUGGAGUUGACUGGGAUGGGGCAAAUAUGCUUCAUGGAGACUUUGGAAUAACUGAUGUCAGUACCCCAAGGCCCCAAACCCCACCGUCAGGAAUUGCGGACAUUCCAAACACUACUAUGGACUUCUCUCAAAGGUGAACUUUAAUUUUUCUGAUGCUAAAUGUAGGAAAUCAUCUCUGCACCUCAUUGGCGACCUUCCAUGGCAUGAAGAUGCUAGCUUAGCUGGUUGUCUGAUGAACACCAGCAAAAAUUUUGGAAGAUUCUGAUGGAUAGCAACGUGGGGGAUAUUUUAUACUGUACAGCUCGGUAAUAUUUUUGGCCCCCUUGGUAAAAUAAAAAUGUUGACAUUUGAUGUUUUAAGCAUCGAUGGAAGUUCACAAUUGUGAUGAGCAUGAAUGCACUGAAUAAUACUGGACCACCCUCAACAUACACAAUUUGAGCUUAAAUCUAAAUGCAUAAUCUCAUCGUAUGCAUUUCCAGUCGUUGAUGAGUGCGGUAGGAUAAGUUUAGGAUCACGAAGUCGUAUUAACUGGUCUGUAAAUGCCGUGACUUGCACACAUGGCAACAGAGGGAUACUGGUUUGUUUUCUGGGCAACAUAGAUCUCAUAGGCCUAAAGAUUGCAUUGACCCUUUGUUUCUAAGCAAUGGAAUACACUCUGUAAACAUUUUAUACAUUUAUCCUG
Morus notabilis is the source of this 1907-nucleotide messenger RNA. Its product is annotated as transcription factor E2FA. Gene Ontology annotation, cellular component: RNA polymerase II transcription regulator complex. The record is from RefSeq and is a predicted model, not a curated record. The transcript is spliced from 14 exons. Lineage: Eukaryota; Viridiplantae; Streptophyta; Magnoliopsida; Rosales; Moraceae. Gene Ontology annotation, molecular function: protein dimerization activity; RNA polymerase II cis-regulatory region sequence-specific DNA binding; DNA-binding transcription factor activity, RNA polymerase II-specific. Gene Ontology annotation, biological process: regulation of transcription by RNA polymerase II. The annotation marks the transcript as partial.